Molecule: messenger RNA, 816 nt
Organism: Aspergillus puulaauensis
Lineage: Eukaryota; Fungi; Ascomycota; Eurotiomycetes; Eurotiales; Aspergillaceae
Product: ribosome-recycling factor
Exons: 2
Coding region: 1-816 (271 amino acids)
Biological process (GO): translation
Cellular component (GO): mitochondrion
Molecular function (GO): ribosomal large subunit binding
Source: RefSeq, a predicted model, not a curated record
AUGCUUUACUAUCAAAAACCCCGUACCAUAAUGAUGCGUCAUCCUACAAUUUUUUCACAACAAUUUUUGCCUUUUUUUAAAGCAUCCCAUUCCCAAGUCGUAUAUGGGAUAGAACUCCGUCGCCAUGCCUUUCUACGGAACUUCUCCAAUUCGCCAUUCUUAAAUAAAAGUAAGAAACGGGACAUCCUGAGGCAAACAGGCUCUGAAGCGAUCUCUUCUCAGGCAAAUUCCGCGCCCGCGGACCCGCUAGACCUUACACAACUCGAACACGGAAUUGCGGCCGCAGCAUCUCGACUCAAGGAUGAGCUUUCAAGACUCCGCAUGAGAGGGAGGUUGAGCACGGAGACCAUCGAGGGCCUUCGUGUCCAGUUGAGCAAGGGAGCCAAGGAAACGGCGAAGCUGGGAGAACUUGCCCAGGUUGUCCCCAAAGGUGGACGAAUGGUAACUGUUUUGGUCUCUGAGGAAAACUAUGUGAAACCCAUAUCUUCGGCGAUUCUUUCCUCCAGCUUAUCCUUGACGCCUCAACACGACCCCCAUAAUGGCCUCCAACUCAAUAUCCCGAUUCCGCCGCCAACAAAAGAAUCUCGAGACCAAGCCGUUCUCGCUGCAAAGACAGCCAUGGAACGAGCUGUUACUAGUGUCCGUGAUUCGCGUGGGGCUAUCCAUAGACGCCUCCAGGAAUCCAUUAAGAAAAAGAUUGCCAGGCCAGAUGAUGCCCGAAAAUCACAAGAUAAAAUGGAGAAGCUGACAGAGAAGGGACAGAAAGAGGUGAAAGAGCUAUUUGAGGCCGCGAAGAAGGCCAUGGAACGAGUCUGA